Choloepus didactylus (southern two-toed sloth) is the source of this 8227-nucleotide messenger RNA. RefSeq names its product ephrin type-A receptor 7-like. Gene Ontology annotation, cellular component: membrane; neuron projection. The record is from RefSeq and is a predicted model, not a curated record. Gene Ontology annotation, molecular function: ATP binding; transmembrane-ephrin receptor activity; protein binding. NCBI's taxonomy places the organism in Eukaryota, Metazoa, Chordata, Mammalia, Pilosa, Megalonychidae. Gene Ontology annotation, biological process: protein phosphorylation; cell surface receptor protein tyrosine kinase signaling pathway; axon guidance.
UCGGAGACUUGCAGGCAGCAAACACGGUGCGAACAGGAGGGAGAAAGAAAAAAAUUAAAAAGCUAAACGUGGAGCAGACGGCCAGAAACCGAGAAGGGGAAUCGAUGCGAGGAGCUCACUAACAAAAACACCACUUCGGAGCAAACAGCGAACAUUGUAAAAGCAACGACUCAAGAAAACUGAAACCUAAAAUAAAACCUGCUCAUGCACCAUGGUUUUUCAAACUCGGCACCCUUCAUGGAUUAUUUUAUGCUACAUCUGGCUGCUCCGCUUUGCACACACCGGGGAGGCGCAAGCUGCGAAGGAAGUACUACUGCUGGAUUCUAAAGCACAACAAACAGAGUUGGAAUGGAUUUCCUCCCCACCUAAUGGGUGGGAAGAAAUUAGUGGUUUGGAUGAGAACUAUACCCCAAUACGAACAUACCAGGUGUGCCAGGUCAUGGAACCCAACCAAAACAACUGGCUGCGGACUAACUGGAUUUCAAAAGGCAAUGCACAAAGGAUUUUUGUAGAAUUGAAAUUCACCCUGAGGGAUUGUAACAGUCUUCCUGGAGUACUGGGAACUUGCAAGGAAACCUUUAAUUUGUACUAUUAUGAAACAGACUACGACACUGGCAGGAAUAUAAGAGAAAACCUAUAUGUAAAAAUAGACACCAUUGCUGCCGAUGAAAGUUUUACACAGGGUGACCUUGGUGAAAGAAAGAUGAAGCUUAACACUGAGGUGAGAGAGAUUGGACCUUUGUCCAAAAAGGGAUUCUAUCUUGCCUUUCAGGAUGUAGGGGCUUGCAUAGCUUUGGUCUCUGUCAAAGUAUACUACAAGAAGUGCUGGUCCAUUAUUGAGAACUUAGCUAUCUUUCCAGAUACAGUGACUGGCUCAGAGUUUUCCUCUUUAGUCGAGGUUCGAGGUACAUGUGUCAGCAGUGCAGAGGAAGAGGCAGAAAACUCGCCCAGGAUGCACUGCAGUGCAGAAGGAGAAUGGUUAGUGCCUAUUGGAAAGUGUAUCUGCAAAGCAGGGUACCAGCAAAAAGGAGACACUUGUGAACCCUGUGGCCGUGGGCUCUACAAAUCUUCUUCUCAAGAUCUUCAGUGCUCUCGUUGUCCAAAUCAUAGUUUUUCUGAGAAAGAAGGCUCCUCAAGAUGUGAAUGUGAAGAUGGGUAUUAUAGGGCUCCAUCUGACCUGCCGAAUGUUGCGUGCACAAGGCCUCCGUCUGCACCACAGAACCUCAUUUUCAACAUCAACCAAACCACAGUAAGCUUGGAAUGGAGUCCUCCUGCAGACAAUGGGGGAAGAAAUGAUGUGACCUACAGAAUACUGUGUAAACGGUGCAGUUGGGAGCAAGGUGAAUGUGUUCCCUGUGGUAGUAACAUUGGAUACAUGCCCCAGCAGACUGGAUUAGAGGAUAACUAUGUCACGGUCAUGGACCUGCUAGCCCACGCUAAUUACACUUUUGAAGUUGAAGCUGUAAAUGGAGUUUCUGACUUAAGCCGAUCCCAGAGGCUCUUUGCAGCUGUCAGUAUCACCACUGGUCAAGCAGCUCCCUCGCAAGUGAGUGGAGUAAUGAAGGAGAGAGUGCUGCAGCGGAGUGUCGAGCUUUCCUGGCAAGAACCAGAGCACCCCAAUGGAGUCAUCACUGAAUAUGAAAUCAAGUAUUACGAGAAAGAUCAAAGGGAACGGACCUACUCAACGCUAAAAACCAAGUCCACUUCAGCCUCCAUUAAUAAUCUGAAACCAGGAACAGUAUAUGUUUUUCAGAUUCGGGCUUUUACAGCUGCUGGUUAUGGAAAUUAUAGUCCCAGACUUGAUGUUGCUACACUAGAGGAAGCUACAGGUAAAAUGUUUGAAGCUACAGCUGUCUCCAGUGAACAGAAUCCUGUCAUUAUCAUCGCCGUGGUUGCUGUGGCGGGGACCAUCAUUUUGGUGUUCAUGGUCUUUGGAUUCAUCAUUGGAAGAAGGCACUGUGGUUAUAGCAAAGCUGACCAAGAAGGGGAUGAAGAACUUUACUUUCAUUUUAAAUUUCCAGGCACCAAAACCUACAUUGACCCUGAAACCUAUGAGGACCCAAAUAGAGCUGUCCAUCAAUUCGCCAAGGAGCUAGAUGCCUCCUGUAUUAAAAUUGAACGUGUGAUUGGUGCAGGAGAAUUUGGAGAAGUCUGCAGUGGUCGUCUAAAACUUCCAGGGAAAAGAGAUGUUCCAGUAGCCAUAAAAACCCUGAAAGUUGGUUACACAGAAAAACAGAGGAGAGACUUUUUAUGUGAAGCAAGCAUCAUGGGGCAAUUUGACCACCCAAAUGUUGUCCAUUUGGAAGGGGUUGUUACAAGAGGGAAACCAGUCAUGAUUGUAAUAGAAUUCAUGGAAAAUGGAGCCCUAGAUGCAUUUCUCAGGAAACAUGAUGGGCAAUUUACAGUCAUUCAGUUAGUAGGAAUGCUGAGAGGAAUUGCUGCUGGAAUGAGAUAUUUGGCUGAUAUGGGAUAUGUUCACAGGGACCUUGCAGCUCGCAAUAUUCUUGUCAACAGCAAUCUUGUUUGUAAAGUAUCAGAUUUCGGCCUGUCCCGGGUUAUAGAGGAUGAUCCAGAAGCUGUCUAUACAACUACUGGUGGAAAAAUUCCAGUAAGGUGGACAGCACCAGAAGCCAUCCAAUACCGGAAAUUCACAUCAGCCAGUGAUGUAUGGAGUUAUGGAAUAGUCAUGUGGGAAGUUAUGUCUUAUGGAGAAAGACCUUAUUGGGACAUGUCAAAUCAAGACGUUAUAAAAGCAAUAGAAGAAGGUUAUCGUUUGCCAGCACCCAUGGACUGCCCGGCUGGUCUUCACCAGCUGAUGCUGGAUUGUUGGCAGAAAGAACGCGCUGAAAGGCCAAAGUUUGAACAGAUAGUCGGAAUUCUAGACAAAAUGAUUCGAAACCCAAAUAGUCUGAAAACACCCCUUGGAACAUGUAGUAGGCCAAUAAGCCCUCUUUUGGAUCAAAACACUCCUGACUUCACUACCUUUUGUUCAGUUGGAGAAUGGCUGCCUAUUAAGAUGGAAAGAUAUAAAGAUAACUUCACAGCAGCUGGCUACAACUCCCUUGAAUCAGUGGCCAGGAUGACCAUUGACUCCCUCGCAAGUGAGUGGAGUAAUGAAGGAGAGAGUGCUGCAGCGGAGUGUCGAGCUUUCCUGGCAGAACCAGAGCACCCCAAUGGAGUCAUCACUGAAUAUGAAAUCAAGUAUUACGAGAAAUCCACUUCAGCCUCCAUUAAUAAUCUGAAACCAGGAACAGUAUAUGUUUUUCAGAUUCGGGCUUUUACAGCUGCUGGUUAUGGAAAUUAUAGUCCCAGACUUGAUGUUGCUACACUAGAGGAAGCUACAGGUAAAAUGUUUGAAGCUACAGCUGUCUCCAGUGAACAGAAUCCUGUCAUUAUCAUCGCCGUGGUUGCUGUGGCGGGGACCAUCAUUUUGGUGUUCAUGGUCUUUGGAUUCAUCAUUGGAAGAAGGCACUGUGGUUAUAGCAAAGCUGACCAAGAAGGGGAUGAAGAACUUUACUUUCAUUUUAAAUUUCCAGGCACCAAAACCUACAUUGACCCUGAAACCUAUGAGGACCCAAAUAGAGCUGUCCAUCAAUUCGCCAAGGAGCUAGAUGCCUCCUGUAUUAAAAUUGAACGUGUGAUUGGUGCAGGAGAAUUUGGAGAAGUCUGCAGUGGUCCUAAACUUCCAGGGAAAAGAGAUGUUCCAGUAGCCAUAAAAACCCUGAAAGUUGGUUACACAGAAAAACAGAGGAGAGACUUUUUAUGUGAAGCAAGCAUCAUGGGGCAAUUUGACCACCCAAAUGUUGUCCAUUUGGAAGGGGUUGUUACAAGAGGGAAACCAGUCAUGAUUGUAAUAGAAUUCAUGGAAAAUGGAGCCCUAGAUGCAUUUCUCAGGAAACAUGAUGGGCAAUUUACAGUCAUUCAGUUAGUAGGAAUGCUGAGAGGAAUUGCUGCUGGAAUGAGAUAUUUGGCUGAUAUGGGAUAUGUUCACAGGGACCUUGCAGCUCGCAAUAUUCUUGUCAACAGCAAUCUUGUUUGUAAAGUAUCAGAUUUCGGCCUGUCCCGGGUUAUAGAGGAUGAUCCAGAAGCUGUCUAUACAACUACUGGUGGAAAAAUUCCAGUAAGGUGGACAGCACCAGAAGCCAUCCAAUACCGGAAAUUCACAUCAGCCAGUGAUGUAUGGAGUUAUGGAAUAGUCAUGUGGGAAGUUAUGUCUUAUGGAGAAAGACCUUAUUGGGACAUGUCAAAUCAAGACGUUAUAAAAGCAAUAGAAGAAGGUUAUCGUUUGCCAGCACCCAUGGACUGCCCGGCUGGUCUUCACCAGCUGAUGCUGGAUUGUUGGCAGAAAGAACGCGCUGAAAGGCCAAAGUUUGAACAGAUAGUCGGAAUUCUAGACAAAAUGAUUCGAAACCCAAAUAGUCUGAAAACACCCCUUGGAACAUGUAGUAGGCCAAUAAGCCCUCUUCUGGAUCAAAACACUCCUGACUUCACUACCUUUUGUUCAGUUGGAGAAUGGCUGCAAGCUAUUAAGAUGGAAAGAUAUAAAGAUAACUUCACAGCAGCUGGCUACAACUCCCUUGAAUCAGUGGCCAGGAUGACCAUUGAGGAUGUGAUGAGUUUAGGGAUCACACUGGUUGGCCAUCAAAAGAAAAUCAUGAGCAGCAUUCAGACUAUGCGAGCACAAAUGCUACAUUUACAUGGAACCGGCAUCCAAGUGUGAUAAGCAUUUCUCCCUCGCAAGGGAGAUGACAGACUGUGUGAGAACAGUACUGGCCUUCGGUAUAUGCGUAGAAUGCUGCUAGAAGACAGUUGUUGUCCUGGGUCCUUCCUACAGCAAAGAGAUUUAAGAAGCACCUAUAGACUUGAACUCCUAAGUGCCACCAGAAUCUAUAAAAAGGGAAUUUAGGAUCCACCGCUGGUGGCCAGGAAAACAGCAGUGACAAUAAACAAAGUACUACCUGAAAAACAUCCAAACACCUUGAGCUCUCUAACCUCCUUUUUAUCUUAUAGACUUUUUAAAAUGUACAUAAAGAAUUUAAGAAAGAAUAUAUUUGUCAAAUAAAAUCAUGAUCUUAUUGUUUAAAUCAAUGAAAUAUUUUCCUUAAAUAUGUGAUUUCAGACUAUUCCUUUUUAAAACCAUUUGUGUUUAUUCUUCAUAAGGACUUUGUUUUAGAAAGUUGUUUAUAGCUUUGAAACUUUUUAGUGUUAAAUCUAUGACACAUUACUACACUGGGUACCUUUGAAAGAAUCUCAAAUUAAAAAAAAAAAUGUAUAGCAUGAAUGAAGAUAUAUUUCUGUCAGAACAUUGGUAUCCUUUUUGUGCCAUUUUUCUUCUGUUUAAUCAGUGCUGUUUUGAUAUUGUUUGCUAAUUGGCAGGUAGUCAAGAGAAAAUGCAAGUUGCCAAGAGCUCUGAUAUUUUUUAAAAAAAACUUCUUUUGUAAAGAUCAGACAACACAAUAUCUUUUCAAUGAAAAAAGCAAUAAUGAUCCAUAAAUACUAUGAGGCACUUUUAACAGAUUGUUUAUAGAGUGACUUUACUAGAUGGAAUUUAAUAAACAUUUAAAAUUGUAGGUUUAUGACUAUUCAACAAAAAGGUGAGGCACUUCAUCUAAAGAAUGUUGGUGAAGGUGAGUCUCUGAAAGCAAGAACUAUUCAGUGUUAUCUAAAAUUUAAUCUGAGCACAUCAAGAUUUUUUUCAAUUUCAUGACAUUUGGAAAUUUAGGAGAAAUAGUUGGCAUAUAUUUUAUACCCUAAUAUGUUUAAUGCAGUCCAAACAUGAAAAGAAGGACUUAAGUUUUAUAUUAGAAAUCUGGAGCAUGAUUAAAGGGGCAGUUCACAAUUUUCUCCUUUCAAAAACAAAUUUGCUGCACAGAAUAUCACCAUUGCAGUUUUGUUUUGUUUUGUUUUUAAGUCUUUAAUUUGUGAAUGCUGAUGCAAGAAACUUGGUAAAUAAAAGAACUCUUUUUACCAUAUAAGGAAGAGGUGAAGGAUCAGGCUAUUCUGUUUUAAGUUUUAUUUAUUAAACCAUAUUAUUUGAUUACUGUGUUAGAAUUUCAUAAGCAAUAAUUCAAUGUGUCUUUUUAGAUAUUGCAGGAAUGUAUACAUAUUGUGAGUAAUGCUUUCAAAAUUUACAAAAAUCAUGAACUACCCCAGAAUUGAACUGUUGUACUUCCAAAGAGAAUUGGGCUGUUUAUAAUGAUUUUAAUAGAGCAAGAUCCCAGGGAUCGGUCAUAAUUGGUCUUGUUUGGUAAUGUGGGCUUCCACAAACAAACAAACAAAUAGCAGAAACAAAAUCUGUAAAUGUUCCUUUGUAAAACUUGUAAAUUUUAUUUAUACUGUCUUGUUUUAUACACACAUUUCUCUGUAGUGGGCUCUGGAUACAUUGAAAAUGCACUAUAUUUUUCUAUUUUACUUGCAGAGCAUCACAAAAGAACAGGUAUUUUCAGUGCUACAUAAUGUGUUUUCCCACAUUUAGGACCAAAGAUGGCUAUACAAAAACUCAAAUGGAUUGCUUCCCAAACCCCUCCCCUACCCUUUUUUUUUCCUUUUAAAUCACUGUAUACUGUUACUUGAUAUUUUAAUUUAUUUUUGAUUGACUAGAAAAUCAUUUUAAUUUCACUAAAAAUGUUUUUUGUCCCUAAGGAAAAAUAAUCUGUAAAAAUAAUUUUAAUUAGCAUAAUACAGUCACAUAGACACUUCCAUUUGUAAUCUUUGUAAUAGACUGUAAAUAUAUUUUUGGAACUAUAACACAAUGUGCUUGAGGGUUAUUUUUCAGUGUCUGCAGUGUAUACAAGUGUUUAUACUAAGUACAGCACUUUACAACUCUAAUCAGUAGCAUUGGCCUUUGUGAGAAUGAGUGAAAGAGUUUGAGUGAGUGUUCUUAAUUCCGUUUGGAUUCUAGACUCACUAAUAAUGAAGUUCUUUUCUUGUUCAUAGUUUAAGGUGCUUAUUUUUUCUAUUAAAAUUAAAUUAACAAAAAGCCAUUCUAGAAAUAGAAGACAUAGUAUGGUACAUGCAAAUGGUGUCUUUCCUGCUUUUUUCUAGAACUAGAUUUAUAGUUGAGUCGUCUUUCUUGAGUAGAAGGGCAGAAUAAAAGUUUUUUUGAGUUUUUUUCAAAAAUAACUUUUUUCUUCAGCAAUAUACCUCAUCUGCCUUAAAUUUUUUACAGCUCUUUACAGGGAAAGGGGAGAAGGGAUGGGAAAGACACACAGCACAAUAGAAAGUGUAUGAUUACAUCACUCUUGUUUGUAGAUUUCUUUUCCCAGUCAACAUUAUGAUUUUGAAUUACAUGUAUGUGAAACAAAUAUUAAGGGAAAAAGAAUUAACAUUGUAAUGCUGAUUGUAAUACUCUCUUCCAGAAAGAGAUGGAAUGGUAUAAUAAUAAGAAGAAUGUAAAACUUGCACCUUGAUAUCUUUUUUUGAUAAAUUAGUGCUCAGGGGAGGAAAGGUAGAGAAAGUGAACAUCAAAAAUAGAAUUCCAAAAUUUUUAAAAUGCAAAAGGAAAUGGCCUCCAUGCUUUAAUAGAGCCACCUUUUUUAGAACGCCGUCUUCACACUUGACUUGUGUUUUGCAUUCAGUACUGAAAUAAAAGUAACUGUUUUAUCACAUCUGAAUCUAACAUUUUCUGAGCAAAUUGAUCUGGGGCUUGUUUACUAAGACUGGUGGUUUAUGCUUGUCAGAGCACUAUUAGUUCAAUCAUAUUGUAUACUUAUGUAAUCUACAUUAGCUAGUACUAUUUAGGACUAUAUUUUAAUUGCUCCUCUUAUCCGUGUUUUUAAGACAAUUAAAAUGGUGUAAUUCACCUCUCUUUUUUAUUUAGGUAAUGCUAAUAUUCUCCCUUUUGUUUCCAGAGUAGCCUAGAACUGCGCUACUCACCAAUGUGCAUGUUCAAAUAAAUUACUGAUGUGUAUUUUUUUGCUGUAUGUGGAGAAAUCAUGGGGAACUUGGGGCGAGAUGUGCUUUUUGUUGGUUGAAUUUGUCCCUCCUUGCCUAAGAAUUACUACAGGGGUCAUCCUUUUAUAAGGAAAAACUGCUUUUGAACAGUGUCUUCAAUGUAUCAAGCACAAAUAACUCUUUCUUCAACACGAAUCAUAAGUCUCUUUUUACCAGUUUAAAAUAAUAAAUGAACUAUUAGACAAUGUAAAGAAAAUCCUGUCUCCAAUCAUUGGUGGAUUCCUUUAUGUCCCUGUGCAUUCUUACACAUGAAGUGAGAUACUUAGAGUAAACA